AUGCUCAGAGCAACACUCACUGAACGCCGACCUAGCGCACGCCGCCCCGCUCGGGUCGCUCGCCUGGCUACACGUCCCGUCCGUAGACACCGGCGGGCCGCUCGGAGAACAAGUCCCGAAAUCAGUCUAGGAACCGGUGCCACAAUACGCAGUCGCGUCCCCGCAGAAGCCGCUCGCGGAGCAGCAGUUACCGAACAUCGACCCUGCGCACGUCGCGCCUCCGGGGGUGCUGGCGGAGCUGCAAGUGCCGUCUGUCGACACCGGUGGACCGCCCCCACUGGCAUCGCAGGUCCCGAAGUCGCUCUAGCACCCCGUGCCGCAGUGCCCGCUCGUGUCGCCGCAGUAGCCGUACUCCAAGCAGCAGUCGCCGAAGGGCGUGCCGGUGCAGAAUGUUCCGCCGUUGUUAGCACCGCAAAGGCCGUGCCCGUCGUCGAGGCUUCAUUCGAGGCCAGCACGAUCUCCGUGGUAUACGUCGACUUCGAGGUCUCCUCCACGGUAGUCGUGAAGAUCUCCGUGUAG
Pseudogymnoascus verrucosus is the source of this 519-nucleotide messenger RNA. RefSeq lists its product as uncharacterized. The record is from RefSeq and is a predicted model, not a curated record. Bases 1 to 519 code for a protein of 172 amino acids. NCBI's taxonomy places the organism in Eukaryota, Fungi, Ascomycota, Leotiomycetes, Thelebolales, Thelebolaceae. The transcript is spliced from 2 exons.